Messenger RNA from Cladocopium goreaui, 639 nucleotides. NCBI's taxonomy places the organism in Eukaryota, Dinophyceae, Suessiales, Symbiodiniaceae. The record is from the annotation of a GenBank genome assembly.
AUGGUGGUGGCAAUAGUCAUCCCCCAAUCUGCCCGUCAACCACGACGGCAGUUGCAUCAACCAGCAAGUGUUGCUGGCAAUGUUCCACGGCGUAGUCGCAGUCCACAAGGACAUCGAGGGACUGAAGCAGUUCAACAGCCUGUAUCUUCCACGAUUGCAGUUCUGAUUGAUGCUGAACUUGGUCGCUAUUUGGCGCCAGCUGUAUCUUUGGACGUUUCAAACAAGAUCAAAGGCUUACAGCGCAGAAACGCGAAAAGGGAAAAACUGCAGAAGGACAUCACAGAGCUGCGCGAAGGCCCCAAUGGUGAUUCGGCAGCAGCUUUUCUAGAUUUGGAAGAAUCUGACGCAGAGGAUCGCACUGGAUUAGCUGAGCGUGGCAUCGCGUAUGACCAAUACAACGCGAAUUUUCUGGCGAUUUAUCGCGAGAUUUUGGAUGCUCAAAUUGAAACCAAACGUUUGGAAGUAGAAAAACAAACUGCAAAUCGCAAAAGGUAUGAAGCAGUUGUGCGACAAGUGGUGAAUCAGUCUCCUGAGCAGUUUCUCAUCGAUGCCAUCGAUUCCGGCAUUGCAAUUUCAAAGGCCAAGCUGAAAGCAAAGCCUUCUGCAAAAGGACAUCAACCAACCUGGUUUGGCUGUUGA